Messenger RNA from Durusdinium trenchii, 2475 nucleotides. The record is from the annotation of a GenBank genome assembly. Lineage: Eukaryota; Dinophyceae; Suessiales; Symbiodiniaceae.
AUGGAUUUUCUGAAAGACGAAGCAAAACGAGCAGUGGAGAAAGACCCAGAGAAAGAAAAGGAGAAAGAGAAUACCGAUCACAUGGAUGCAGAAUCAGAAGAGUAUACCCCAACAGAGCCACUGCCUCCAGAUGAGAGACCGGAGAGGUAUCGAAUUACAGGGAAGUCACCAGCUGGUCAUUUGUUCCAGCCACCACCAGCAAAUUCUCACCACCAUGAUAGUUCACCGCCUCAGGAUGAGUUCAUGGAAGGAAGUAGUCCCCCUUGGACUGCCAAUGCUGGGACUCAUGAGGAUGAGGCGAUGGAUAUCGAUGCAGAUUUGAAACAGAUCAUUCAACAAUGUUUGGUGGGGUGUGAGAAGAGUUGGGAUGGCAUGUUGGACAGUUUCUAUUUGACAGACAUGUCACAACCAGGGGUCCUUUAUUCUAUUCGAUAUGAUGAGAUCAAACGAGAAUCAAUAGAAGUUUGUGGGACUCGAGUGUGGCAAGCCGUGCCGACAUUGGUGCGUGACGAGUUGUCAUCAGAAUUGUUGGAUGCGAAGUUGACCCUAGCUGGGAUUCGGAGAGAAUAUGGGCAUAUGUCAGAAAAACAGAUUGGGACAUGUGCUUCAGGAAAUCAAGCUAAGCAAUUGGCAAUGGAAUGGGGGAUCAGAAUCAUCGGAACUCGAUGGGUGAUUGUGCGCAAGAUCCGGAAGACAGAAUCUGGACCAAUGGAAGAGGUGAGAUGUCGGUGUGUGGUUCAAGAUGUGAGGGAUGGCACCUCGGCAGUGAUGCAUGGAUAUUCGUCUCCCACGUCGUCGGUUGAAACAUUGAAGAUAUUGUUGGCUGUGGCGGGAUGGUUUGACUAUGCGGUAUUGACUGCCGAUGUAGCCACGGCCUACAUGUCAUCACCAUUGCCUGAUGAUGUGAAGGCUAUCAUUCGAUUGCCUGCAGGAACCAUGUAUGGUGAUGGUACUCCAGUGUAUGUGAUCUUGAAGAAUGCUAUCAACGGACUUCGACCAGCAUCACUGGGCAGUUGUGUCGCAGUGUUGACUUAUGUCGACGAUUUGUUGUUCAUAGCCAAGAAUUUGAACAUCUGCCGCAAGAUGCUCAGUGCUUUGAGAGAGAUGUUGGAAAUCAAGGAGACCGGUGCUAUCGGAAACAAAGCAGAGAAAGGUGGAGAGUUGACUUUCAUUGGCCGAAGAAUGAUGCGAUUGGAAGGAUCUUCCAAGCUAUAUGUGACAAUGGAGCAGAAUUUCAAUGAUGCUUUGAAGAGUGCUGGAAAAGGGUUAAAGCCAGCAGAUGCUAUGCCAGAUUUGAAGCAUUAUUUGGAAGCUGAUGAUCCCGCUUCACUGGAACCACUUUCGCCGGACAAGCAGACAGAGUUUCGAUCUGCACUAGGAAAGGUUUUGUGGAUGGCCACUCCCCAAGUGAAACACAGCCGCGCCUUGAAGGCAAUGCUUCGAUUUGUUCUAGGUACUCUGGAUUUUGCACAGUCCUUUCCCAUGGAUACAGCAGAAGAGUAUUUAGCCUUUCUGGAAAGACAAUGCAUUGAGACCACUUUAGUUGUUUACGCAGACGCGAGUUACGCCCCCAUGCGAAGCCUCGAUAGGAGAUCAAUCAGUGGCGCAGUCAUUGUCUUUUUAGGAUCCAUGAUCCGAGCAUUUGCAAAGACGCAACACAGCGUUACACUCAGCUCAGCAGAAGCUGAGUUGGAAGCAUUGUUGGCAGCCGUGCAGGAGGGUCGAGGCCUGUUCAAGAUCAGUGCCUUUGUGAUGGGGUUGAAUGAAGUGUUUCAUGAAGGUCAUGUAGAGUUUCAUGAUGAGUACGGAAGUAGGAUCAAAGAAAUGAUUGUCUUGACAGAUUCCUCCGCAGCCAAGGCAGUGCUUUUGCGACAGGAUGUCCAACGGAGACUUAGGCAUAGUGAAAUCAAGCUAGAGUUUCUCAAAAGCUUGGCUCGAAGGGGUUUGAUCAAGAUUCAAUGGCAACCAGGGUUGGAGAACCCAGCUGAUGCAUUGACCAAGGUGGUCACUCGUGCCUUACAAUUGCAAUACCGGGCAUUUUUGGGCCUGGUGAAUGUGCAACAGAUUCUUGCGAGUUUGUGUGCUCCACUGAUUUGUCAGGACUUGCAUGACUCGUGUCAGGAAAUGUCAUCGUCAGAUUCGGAAGCAGAGUCAGAACCUCAGUCAGAUGUAGAAAAGGGUUUCUUCAAUGCAGAGGGGAAGUUUCAAGGACCAACCUUGUCCUUGAAUUUUUCAGGAGAUUCAGAAUUUGUCGCAGACUUCCUCAGGGAUGUUCGUGUUUUCGGCUUGCAGCACGCUGAAAAGAGUGAGAUCGAGGACAUGUGGAAUUCAUGGCGGUGCGAUUAUUUGCAUCGUUAUUUGAUGAUUGAGUUUUGCUGUGCACCUGAUUCGCUUUUGGCCGACCAAUGGAUGAACCAGGGUGAGAAGUACGUUUGGUUUUUGCAGCUCUUGUUCGUUUGUGCCAGUGUCGUGAAG